GGUUCCGCCCUCGCGCUGGGGAGGAGUCCCGGAGCCGAGCUGGAGUCGAAGCGCCUUUCACACCCUCCUCGCCCUCCCCACCGACAUCAUGCUCCAGUUCCUGCUUGGAUUUACUUUGGGCAACGUGGUUGGAAUGUACCUGGCUCAGAACUAUGACAUGCCAAACCUGGCUAAAAAACUUGAAGAGAUUAAAAAGGACCUGGAAGCCAAGAAGAAGCCCCCUAGUUCCUGAUGCCUGCCUGGCACUGCAUUCUGGACCCACCAAUUUCAUCCCGGGGGGCCUGCCUCCUUCUUAGCCACAUCCAAAGCUGUGUUCCUCUUUGGUCUCAGACCCUGCGUGUUGCUUCAGAUCUGGCACGGGCCAGAAGCUUCAUGUUGGCAGCAUCUCCCCUCCUCCCAUAUCUUCUGUCCAGCUGUUUCUGAGUCCUAAGACUGGAACUAUGGUGCUAGGUUAGCAAACACAACCAUAACUAGUACUCACUCACCUGUGACUCGGGAGUCCUACCACCUGUUGUCAAGAAACGAAUGGAUUCAGAUAGCUGCUGUGGAUUUACUGUCUAGGAGUGAUAAUAGGAGCUUGCUAGACAAACUAAAUUUUGUUAAGGUAAUUAAAAUCAGUAUCCAGUUUCUGGUGAAUUUAUCCAUUUAUUAUAUAUUCUUAUCAAGGAGCUCCAUGAUUGAUAAUUUAAACAAUAAAUCAUUUUCUGGUCAUUAAAGAAGAAACUAUUUUAUGAAUUCUAUAAAAAAAAAUUGGGAAAAUUUAAAACAUGCAAAGUAACUGUUGUCUGAGUACAAUUCAGUCUAUUUAGUCUGUGUUUUUCCUUAAUGAUAUAUUUGAACUGAGUCUGCUGUCAAAAGAACAAUUCUUUAUGUUUUCACUUAACAGGAUGGGCAGAUAAGUGAGAAGCUGUUGAUCGAAUGCUACUGUUUGUUAUUUUUUUUUUUUUUACUUUAAAAUUUGUACUAACUGUAUAACUUUACAGUGAUCCAUCUAAGAGAAGUGUGGUCCAAAUAUGUGAUAAAAUGUGUCUCUUGGGGAAGAUUCUGCAUCUCCCCACAAUUGAAGCGUCUUUCCCUGAGUCAGGACGGAUCAUCAAACGUCAUCAUCUUUAUUUUUUAAAAGACACUCUCACAGUGUUACCCAGGGUGGUCUUGAGCUCCUGGGCUCAAGCAAUCCUUCUGCCUUAGCUUCCUGGUGCUGGAACUACAGGUGUGCACCAUGGUGUCCAGCCUAUCCGUAAUGUUUUUACUUAAAAAAUAUUUUUAAAGUUAACUAUUCUCACAGGAGAUGACAGGAAAGUGAUAUCACAUGAAGGUUCUUUUUAGCCUCUGUCUUGUUCCCAGGUACAAUUCCUCAGGCAAUCCCUGGUGUCAAGUUUGUGUGUGCCUUUGAGAAAGAGUGUCUAAUCACACAUGUGGUUUUGUUUUUGUUUUUUUGUUACACACGCCCACACACACACACACACACAUAUACACGCAUACAUGUUUAUAUGUGUUUGUAUGUGUGUGUAUAUAUGAUUUUUGUCUCUUCCUUUCAUUUUUGUUUUUACACAGUGUCAUAAAGCCCAUGAUAACCUUGAACCUCUGAUCCUCCUGCCUCUGCCUCUCAGGUGAAGGGAUCAUAAGUGUCUGUCACCCUCGAGGAUACUCAAAAUGCCGAAUAGAGGCUUUAUUAGCAAGCUGUUUGCAAAAAAGAACCAUCAUGACAGCAUGACAUCACCAUGCCCAGCUGUUCUUUUUAAAGCUUUUUUUUUUUUCUUUUUCUUUUCUUUCAUUUGCUUGCUUUUUGAGACAGGGCCUCACUAUGUAGCCCUGGCUGGCCCAGAACUCACUAUGUAGACCAGGCUGGCUUCAUACAGAGAACCACCUGCCCUUUGCUUCCUGAGUACUGGGAUUCAAGGUGACUCCAUCAUGCUUGGCUGGCUUUUUUAUUCUCCAUGGAGAACCUCUCCUGUCAGUACGUUAACCUUACCCCUUUGUUAACUAUGUACGAUUCCAUUGAAUGGGUGUCUCAUAACUGAAUGUGCUACUGAUGAGUGUUAGGUUGUUCUUUUGAUGGUGUGGUGCUAGCACCUCUGUCCCUAUCCCAGAGGAGAGCUGUAAGAUAACAACUCUCACAGUCUAGUUUGCUAAGACAUGGUGUCUUGUUUCAGAGGGCUGGUUGGGCAGCUUCACUGACAAUGCCUUUUUAAAGCAUUAGCAGCAGACCACAGGUUGCAAGGAUUAGGUAGAGACACCUGUUUUCAGAAAGUGACAAUGAUCUCAUAUGGGAGUCAGAACCUGGUGCUGCUACUUAGGGAUACAGUCUGUCCAUGUAAAGGUCAUCUCUUCAUGCGAGACAGAGGUUGGCUUCUCCCUAGCAGUGGUGAGUGGGCAAGUGGUGUGUUCUUCUGAGACUCUUUGGAACACCUACCUCAUGAGGGUUUCCUGGGAAACAGUGAGAUGAUGUUGCAUGCUCUGUUAGACUGCUUUGCAAACUGUCCAACAAAUAGUAGAUACCAGUUGGGAAAGGCUGUCUGCCACACUUCUUUCAUAUUUCUGCAGUCACUUUGGAACCAAUGCGUGAAUCAUGUACAGCGUGGUAGUAUAGUCUGUGGUUAGUCUCGGAUAUUAAUGAAAAUACAGUCUGCGGUAUCUAUUGUCCUCAUGCCACCUGGCUCACAAGACUUGAUCAUGGAUGACUAGGUCAUUAGCAGAAUGAACGACAGCCUCAAAGAAGAAAGAUGUGUCUGUCACCCUCGAGGACACUCAGAAUGCCGAAUAGAGGCUUUAUUAGCAAGCUGUUUGCAAAGAACCAUCAUGACAGCAUUGUAUGUGUGGCUGCCUUGGAGAUGAUGGGCUUUAUGCAAUAAAGAUUUAUCUGUAUUAACUUUA
This is a messenger RNA of Grammomys surdaster, 2874 nucleotides long. It is a transcript of the gene Stmp1, whose product is annotated as short transmembrane mitochondrial protein 1. NCBI's taxonomy places the organism in Eukaryota, Metazoa, Chordata, Mammalia, Rodentia, Muridae. The record is from RefSeq and is a predicted model, not a curated record. The transcript has 3 exons. Bases 89 to 232 code for a protein of 47 amino acids.